Zea mays is the source of this 2146-nucleotide messenger RNA. Its product is annotated as transcription factor TGAL9. The record is from RefSeq and is a predicted model, not a curated record. Lineage: Eukaryota; Viridiplantae; Streptophyta; Magnoliopsida; Poales; Poaceae. Gene Ontology annotation, biological process: DNA-templated transcription; regulation of DNA-templated transcription. Bases 373 to 1863 code for a protein of 496 amino acids. The transcript is spliced from 10 exons. Gene Ontology annotation, molecular function: sequence-specific DNA binding; DNA-binding transcription factor activity.
CCACCUUUAUUUUUUAUAUUAGUUAUUGAAAAGUCUAAUUAUUGUGCCUAGCUUUUUCCAUGGUUCGUAACCACUCCCUUAUAUUUCUUGUACAAGCACUCCACCUCAAUCAGGUUGCAAGUCCUACUUUUGCUAGUUCGCGGUCGGAAGAAGCCAUAGCCAUCCAGGAAGAAGAAGCCAUAGCAAAAGCAGCUGAGGGGGGAUUAGAGAAGAACAGCAGCGCAUCAGAUAGGGAGAAUUGAAGCUGAUCUUUUGUAUCAUAUAUCUUUCCUGCAUGCUUCAUCAGUCCGACACUUGAGAGAGGUUCGAGAGAGAAGUUAUUAAGCUGCCUCCACACUGGUAGCAAGUGAUUGCAUGCAUGGGGGAUAGGACAUGGCAGCAGCCACAUGCGCAGGCUUCUUCCCCAGACGCAGGGACCAAGGUCCAAGCUUCAUCAUCGUCCGUCCAUGGCAACAUCAUUGCAGCAGAAAGGAGCCAGCUGGAGGCGGCGGAUACGACGACAUGGCCGAGUUCGAUCAAGCGCUCUUCCUCUAUCUUAACAGCAGCCAGGAUCAAGCAUCAGUUAUUCAAGAUCAACCUCAACUUUGUGCAGAAACUCUCAACAUCUUCCCUUCUGAACCAAUGCAUGUCGUCGAGCCUGCUGCACCAAAGGAAUCUAUGGGGGCUACGACUAACAACACGGCGUGGAACAACGCCGGCGCAGGCCCAUCCAAGCAGCCGCCAUCCAACCUUCCGUCGAGGACGACGGCGACUCCGGCAGGGCCGCGAAAGGACGGCAGCAAACCGCCGGCAGCCGUCAAGAGAGAAGGGAGCAGCAGCGGUGGCGCCAUGGGAAGCGGCACACCGUCGACGUCGAACCAACAGGAGGGCCCCACCAGGACCUCAGACGCCAAGACGCUGAGAAGGCUCGCGCAGAACAGGGAGGCGGCACGGAAAAGCAGGCUCAGAAAGAAGGCGUACAUUCAGAACCUAGAGACAAGCAGGGUUAGGCUGGCCCAUCUGGAACAAGAGGUACACAGAUCAAGAACUCAGGGAGCAGUAUUUGGUGGUGGAGGUCUAUCUGGUUCCAAUGGCGGACUGCUAAGCCCAGAGGCGGCAUGGUUCGACAUGGAGCACGCGAGGUGGCAGGAGGAGCACGGCAAGGUGAUGCGCCACCUGCGGGCGGCGCUGGAGGCGGAGUACGCCGCGACGGCGACGACGCCAGCGGCGGCGGCGGCGGACGCGCAGCUCCGGCAGCUGGUGGACGCGGCGGCGGCGCACCACGGUGCGCUGGCGGAGCUGAAGGCCGUGGCGGCGAGCGCCGACGCGUUCCACCUCGUGUCCGGGGCGUGGGUGUCCGCCGCCGAGCGCUGCUUCCUCUGGAUCGGCGGCUUCCGCCCUUCAGAGCUCAUCAAGAUAGCGGCCCGGCACGCGGAGCCCCUGACGGAGCAGCAGGCGAUGAGCGUCUGCGGUGUGCAGCAGUGGGCGAGGGACGCGGAGGCGGCGUUGGACCACGAGCUGCAAGCGAUGCACAGCUCCGUGUCGGAGGCCAUCUCCUCCGACGCGGCGGCGCUGCUCUACCCCUACUCCGACGUGCCCGGCUUCAUGGCCACCAUGUCCCUCGCCAUCAGCAAGCUCGCCUCCCUCGAAGCCUUCGUCAGACAAGCGGACGCGCUUAGGCUGCAGACGCUGCACCGGCUGCCGCAGAUCCUGACGGCGCGGCAGUCAGCGCGGUGCUUCCUCGCCAUCGCCGACUACUCCCACCGCCUCCGCGCGCUCAGCGAACUCUGGCACACCCGGCAAGGACAUGAGCGAGCGGCGAGCACCCAGGCGGCCAGGCCCAGCCAGACACCGCCCUACCAAAGUAGAGACGGUUUACUAUAGACGUUACAAAGUAGAGAUAGUUUCAAAGAUACAGAUAGAGGUGAUCACUGAUCAGGAAUUCUGAUGACCCAUGUAACUGUGGAGUAUAUAAACUAAAUAGUGGCUGAUCCAGCAGUAUCAAUAUGAAUAUAAAAUAGUACUAGGAAGGAAUAAUAACUGAAACUGCCAAAUUGCCUAGCUGAUUGACAUGCAUGUCAGACAAUCAGAAGAUGUAGCAUUCAAAUUGAUACAUGGUGACAAACAAAUAUUUUGCAGAACAAUUGCCAAAUAAUGGGGUGCUACA